GCAGACAGACUGAUUUGCCUAAAGUUACCCAAAGUAAAGUUUUAAUAGAGCUGAAACAUAAUUUGAACUUUCCAACGUGAGGACUGAUGAAUUAUUUUCAUAACUUGGCUGGGUCCUUUCCAUGAAAGGGUCUGCUGUGAAAACAAGCCACCUUUAUGUCCAAAUUCUCAUCUUCUGGAUGUGAAUUAUUCCUGUGACUAGGCAAGUAGCAAACACGAGGCCCAUGCCCUCUCCUGUCCACCUGCUCUCCUGCAGAAAGGCUAUCUUUCCCCUGUGGCUCCAACCCAUGCCCUGCAUGUUCUUUUCUCACAGCCUGACCGAAAAAAAUUAAAUCAGAAAGAAAAUCGCAAAGGACAUAAAAAUAUUGAGGACUGUAAAUUGCCUUGGAGCUACCUUGCUUCCUUACAGGGCUGCUGUUUCAUACCACACCUAGUCAUUAGAAUCAAUAAUUGCCCAUGCAGUUAAUGUUUGAGCUGCUGAAUCUCUGAGGGCAAGUCUGAGGAACUAUAAACUGGAUAAGCACAGGCAGACAUCCCCAAGCUGUGCAAAGGUGAUUCCCACAACUGAAAGAAAGAAGCAUUUUUAAAGCAAAAUAAGCUUCUCAUGUUACAGGAGCUGAAGCAAAGCAUAUUCCAGUAUGCUUAAGCUGUGUGGAUUUCCAUUUCUGCUUCUCAUUCACUCGGCUGUGUGGCUCAGUGUGGAGGGCCUGAGUGUCAGUGGGCCUCUGAAGGACAUGGACUUCUCUGUGCAAGAGGGAGGGGGUCCACGCAUCCUUCACCAGUUCACACUUGAGCCACCUGCUGUGAGUUUCAGAAUGUCUGGUGAAAAAGCUGGAAUUAUUGACAUUGAGCCGAAGACAGGCAUCCUGUAUAUCAAUGGGUCUCUGGACUGGGAGACCAAGCCAGUGCACAAACUGCAGGUGGAAAGUCUGGAUGCAAGUGGAAGAAUUGUUCAAGGUCCAAACGCUGUUACAAUAUAUGUGGAGGAUAUCAAUGACAACCCACCAAAAUUUAACCAGACAAGGUACUUUGGAGUAGUGAGGCAGAACUCUCGUCCAGGCAAGCCCUUCAUGCGUGUCUAUGCCACUGACCGUGAUGAUCCUACAACUCCCCAUGCACAGCUGUCAUACAGCAUUUUCCAUCAUUUUCCCAACCCAUAUAAAGAAAUGCUUUUCCAGAUUGAUAAUGCAACUGGAGAAAUCUCACCAAGCAGGACAGGCUCUUAUUACUUGGAUCCUCAAAAGCAGGAUACCUUCACACUCGUUGUCUCCGUGAAGGACAUGGGAGGAAAGACAAUAAAUGCUUUCACCAGCAGUGUCGAUGUGAUCAUCUUUGUGAGGGAGAGCCUGUGGAAAGCUCCCCCCAUCAUCCACGUCAAAGAAAACUCAACUCAGGUCCACCCUGUCAACAUCAGCAAGGUGCAGUCAAAUGAACCAGGUGUAAUUUAUGACAUUUUUGAAAAAGAAAAGCUGCCAAGGCUCCCAUUUUCCAUCAGUGAGAAUGGGGAUAUUUAUGUGACUGAACCAUUGGACAGGGAAGAAAAGGAUACUUAUACAUUCUUCGUGGUGUCCAAAGAUGACACAGGAGAACUGGUGGACAAGCCUUUGCAAAUUCAUGUUAUUGUGGACGACAUCAACGACAAUCCCCCUGUGUGCCAGCAGGACCUCACUGUAGUUGAAGUUCAAGAAAAUGAAAUAGGAGGAAGUAAUAUUGGCACUGUAUUUGCCACGGACAUGGAUAAGAAGGACACCCUUAACUCUCGUCUGCGGUUCCAAGUCCAAAGUCAGGAACCUGAAUUUCCCUCAAAGGACCUCUUCUAUAUCCAGCAAGACACUGGGACUUUGCAAUUAACUGGCCGUUCCUUAAGCAAGCGUGAAUCAGCCAAGUAUUUCUUGAAGGUCCUGGUGACAGAUUCAAAAUUUGAAACAAUCUGUGAUGUGGAAGUACAUGUCAUCGACAUCAAUGAUCAAAUUCCCAUCUUUGAACAAUCAGAUUAUGGCAAUGUGACUGCAGCAGAAAAUAUCCCAAAAGGAACUGUGCUAUUAGAAAUUCAAGCUACUGAUGGAGAUGAGCCUGGCACAGGGAGCUCCCACAUCAUUUACCAAGUGAAGGAAGGCGAUCCAAACAACACAUUCAUCAUAGAGACAGACUCUGAAACAAACCGAGGGUUCCUCAAGGUUAACAAGGCUCUUGAUUUUGAGACGACAGCUGUGUACAACCUGGUGAUCAACGCCACAAACCCUGAACCGCUGGUGCCAAGUGUGCAGUACAACUCAAGCUCUCUCACCACGUUUAAAGUUUUUGUAACAAAUGUGGAUGAGCCACCUGUUUUCCUGGAUCCAGUUUACAAAACAGAAGUGUCUGAAGACAUUGCCGUCGAUACCUUGGUCAUGAUGGUGGAGGCCUAUGAUCCUGAAGGGGAUUCUGUACGGUACUCCUUGGAAGGUGACGUGAGAAAAUGGCUGAGAAUUGAUUCAGCCACUGGGCAGGUAUACACUGCUGCCCCUCUGGAUCGAGAAAAAGAAGAAAUAUACUCUAUAGAGGUUGUUGCAUCAGAACUAAAUAAUGCAAAUCAGAGAUCCAGAGUGUCCUUGGUUCUACAAUUGCUUGAUGUGAAUGACAACCCUCCACAAAUAGCUACGGAUCAUCCCACUUUCUUCUGCUACCCGGUCAGUGGAGGAGAGAGAACUCUGAUUCGAGCUACUGAUGCUGAUGAACAGCUGUUCUAUUCAAAAUUCACUUUUUCCCUUGCAAAUGAGAUGAAUGCAAGAAAUAAUUGGGAAAUCUCAAAAUUCAAUGCUACUCAUGCUUACCUGUCCCCGAAACAUGCUAACUUUGAAGAGAAGACGUAUGAUGUUCCAAUAAUACUUAAUGACAAUGGAAAUCCACCUUUGGAAAACAAAGUGAAUCUUAAAGUAAGCAUCUGCAAGUGUUCCAGUGAAAAUUCGUGUUUUAUCGAAAUAGACCCGGAGCACUCCUGGCCAACAGUUGGGCAAGCAGUUGGGACUCUACUUGGGGUCCUGCUCAUCAUAGGUGCCAUUUUAACCGGUGUGUUUUGCCACAUGAAACACAAAGAGAAAAAUGAAAAGAGCCAUCCCAAAGAUGCAAAAGAUAGUGCUGAGCUCAACAGACUGGCUUAAUGACUCUUUCAUCAAGAGACAAAACCAUCCUUUGGGUUGUGAAACAGCGAACUGUGAAGCUUCCACAGCCCAGAGGUGUGCUAUCACAAACAGGAUAAAAACAUGCAAAAGUAGACUCCCAGGGGUUUGGCCUCACUUUUGUGUGUAAUACUAUUUAGUCACAAAACAUAAAACAGCAGCACCCAUUAAUAAGCACAUCAGCUUUCACUGAAGUAACUCAUGACAAUACCAAAUGCUGAGCUCCUUCAGGGAUCUAUACAUGGGACCAGUCUUCUUCAUCUGACAGCUGAAGUAAAUAUGGACUUUAUAGAGGACUAUAUUUUGUCAACCUGCACAUAUUUGUCUCUUUCCAACUCUGUAAGUCACUGAAGACUAGAUUGGACUAUAAGGUCCUACAUUUGAAGACACCCCAUGAAGUUGUAGGAAUCUCUCUGACUCUCAGAAAAGGAGAUCCCAAACUUAUUGCAAUCUGUAAUUUGCCCUUGGUCAUGCCUGCUUACAUUGUGCUGAAUUUUUACUAUCAAUGUGACAUUUCAAUUUUUCUUUUUUGAUAUCCCACAGAGUAAAACCAGUUUGUGAAGCACCAUGUCCUUUCAUUACUGUUUCUAAGUUAAAAAAACCCACGAAAUUAUGUGGGUAAUAUGCUGGUUUGACAUAUUGCUGCAAAUAUUGCUCUUGCCCCCUGUUCUAUCUUAUAAGACAAGAAUAAAAAUGUUCUUUAAAGAUUUUAGUCCCUGCU
Molecule: messenger RNA, 3878 nt
Organism: Prinia subflava (tawny-flanked prinia)
Lineage: Eukaryota; Metazoa; Chordata; Aves; Passeriformes; Cisticolidae
Gene: CDH17
Product: cadherin 17
Exons: 18
Coding region: 638-3139 (833 amino acids)
Biological process (GO): cell-cell adhesion mediated by cadherin; calcium-dependent cell-cell adhesion; cell-cell junction assembly
Cellular component (GO): plasma membrane; adherens junction; catenin complex
Molecular function (GO): cadherin binding; calcium ion binding
Source: RefSeq, a predicted model, not a curated record